Ostertagia ostertagi is the source of this 420-nucleotide messenger RNA. The record is from the annotation of a GenBank genome assembly. NCBI's taxonomy places the organism in Eukaryota, Metazoa, Nematoda, Chromadorea, Rhabditida, Trichostrongylidae.
AUGCCGAGAAGCGAAGCUCCUGAACCAGUUCUUCAAACGGCUAAACCUUUACCACCUUCAACACCGUCCAAGGAAGUUGAUCAGAAAGCAACUUCUAGAAGCAAGGAGCAGACAGAAGAGAAACAGAAAGUCGAAAAACAGGAGUUUUUGCCGUAUCCUUCAGUGAGAUCGCCGACAAAGAGCGCUAAGAGACGGCGAGAACUGGAGUUGCAGGAGGAGAAAAAGCGGAAGAUUGCUGAGGGCUUUUAUCAGCCACGUUCUGACGAAGAUGACACUUUGGAGAAGGUCAGCAGCCUCAAGAUGGAACAGACUGAGAAGACUAAGAGCUUAGUGAGCGGAGUAGCUUCGAAACGAAAUUCAUCAAGACGAAGAUUUAUCUCUCAAAAGACAGUACCCAAAGUGCAUCCCACUCAGGACUGA